Messenger RNA from Bipolaris sorokiniana ND90Pr, 1794 nucleotides. RefSeq lists its product as uncharacterized. Gene Ontology annotation, molecular function: transmembrane transporter activity. The coding region runs from base 1 to 1794 and encodes 597 amino acids. NCBI's taxonomy places the organism in Eukaryota, Fungi, Ascomycota, Dothideomycetes, Pleosporales, Pleosporaceae. The record is from RefSeq and is a predicted model, not a curated record. Gene Ontology annotation, cellular component: membrane. Gene Ontology annotation, biological process: transmembrane transport. The transcript is spliced from 2 exons.
AUGGAGAACGAAAAACCAUCUUCGAUACACAUCGAGAAUGUACACAACAUUAGCAACGCGGAUACCUCAGACCAUGACGCAAGCUCUGAAGAGGAAGACGUAAACGAAGAAAUUGUCCGGCAUCUACAAACUACUGGAGAAGAUGUAGGCUUCACAUUCAACACCCUCAUGGCUGCCAUCUCAAUGGCAAUGUGCUACAACGCCUACCUCUUCACCCUCCUCAUCCCUCCCGCCAUUCUCACCUACAUCAACACCGACCUUGGCCCCGACCCGCGCUACACCUGGAUAACAAUAUCCUGGAACCUCGGAGGCGCCAUGUUCGUCACAGUCGGCGGCCGCCUCUCCGACAUCUUCGGGCGCCGCUACUUCUUCAUCGCGGGCGCCAUCAUCCUCAUCAUCGGCAGUAUCGUCAGUGCAACAGGCCAGAGCAUCAACCAGAUGAUUGCCGGGGGUGCGUUGUUUGGCUGCGGCUCCGGGUUUCUAGAGAUGGCGUUUGGAGCAGUGCAGGAGAUUGUGCCGAGUGCGUACCGGCAUGUUACAAUUGGGCUAUUUGAUGCUGCGUCGAUUGUGGCACAGGUUAUGCCGUUGGUGAGUUGGGUUAUCAUUAAAGAGACGGGGAAUUGGCGGAUUUGUUACUAUGUUAUGAUUGCUUUCCAAGUUGUUAAUCUUGGUCUGCUGGUCUUAUUCUAUAAUCCGCCGUCUUGGGAGCAGAAGAGGAGUGAGCAUGGUAAGUCGGCCGGUCAGCUUCUCAGGGAGUUUGACUGGCUAGGCUUACUCUUAUUCCUUGCUGGAUGUACUUUGUUUAUUGUUGGGGUGAGUUGGGGUGGUUCAAUGGCUCCGUGGGUGUCCGCAACUGUCCUCGCUCCUAUCAUCAUUGGCCUACUUACGCUGAUCGGACUGGGAUUCUAUGAGGCUUACUAUACCCUUUCUGCGCCUCUAUUCCCGCCUCGCCUCUUUAGAGCUUUGAGACAUUUUACCGUUCCCAUGCUGGUCAUGGCCAUCGGUGGGAUGCAGUACUAUUCGAACGCGACGCUGUGGCCCCGUCUCUCGCAGCUCAUUUACGCAACCGACGAGAUCUCAAAGGGUUUAUACGCAGAAGUCCUCCCAUUAGGAACUAUCAUUGGCGGCAUCAUUGUGGCUUUCAGCAAGUACAUCGGCCAUCAACGUUGGGUCAUUAUGUUUGCCGUCGCUUUGCAAACCGCUUGUGUUGGAGCCAUGUCAACCUCCACGAUGGAUAACCCCGUCAAAUCGAUCGUUCUCACUGUCAUCAUCUCAACAUGCACUUCAGUCAACUUACUGAAUGGCAUGGUUCUGGUUGGAUUUGGGAUCGUUUAUCAAGAAGACAUAGGCACUGCAGCUGGCCUGGCGGGUACUUCGCGCCUCCUCGCUGGUGCAGUUGCGACCGCCAUUUUCGGAAACGUUACCAACAACAAAUAUGGAGACAUACUACCUGAGCGUGUCCGCUCCAAUCUAGCUCCUUUCGACCUCCCUUCUGAUAUUAUUACUAGGCUCAUCGCAGCUGCGAGAGCAAAUAGCGCUGCUACAUACGCGGCGAUUCCAGGUAUUACACCUGACAUUCAAGCUGCAGCUAGAUUGGGCAACAAGCAAGCCUACCUGGAGGGGGCGCAUCUUUCUUGUCUAGUUGCGCUGGCUUUCGGACUAUUGGGCGUUAUAGCAGCUUUCUUUAUUCCGAGUGUGGAUAGGAGAAAGUACACAAGCAAGACCGUCGCAGUCCAGGAAUUGGAUCGGAAAGCGCUGCAAGAAAAGAUGUCAGUGAAACCUGCGGUAGCUUAG